Molecule: messenger RNA, 702 nt
Organism: Python bivittatus (Burmese python)
Lineage: Eukaryota; Metazoa; Chordata; Lepidosauria; Squamata; Pythonidae
Source: RefSeq, a predicted model, not a curated record
GUCCGUCCAGUUCCACCUCGAAGAUGCCUCCACCAAUCAGUCCGAGGGACGCGGUGUCCCAGAUGGAGCCUUGGCGCUUUCCGUAGUCAGGUGAUCGGAGCCGGAAGAGUUCGCGGCCGAGUAGAUAGACUUCGGGAAGCCUGCGGUUGCCGGGCACCGCGAUGGCUCCGGAGCCUUGGUUAUUGUUGUAUGAUUCUACUUGCAAUAUUGCACAAGAGAUUGCUGAAAAAAUUCAAGAACGCAACAGAUAUCAGAGGAAUGGUGAAAGUACAGCUAAGGUCAAUAUUGCAGUCAAGUCUUUAUUGCAAAAUCUUGAAGAAAAGACCAAUCGUCUGAAAGACCUGUUGUUUCACUCUGUAUCAACACGUCAGAUAACCCAGGUUGAAGGAGACAGGCGACAACAUUUAGUAGAUGAACUUAUCACAGCACACAGAAAACUUCAAGCAUCUUUCAAAAAUGAAAGCACAGAACCUGAUGUGAUAAGAUCUAGCCUAAUGACAGGAGGGGUCAGAAGAGAAGUAACAAACCCAUGGCUUGUGGAGGAGCCUGAGGAAACGAGAGGGCUUGACUUUCAGGAUAUCCGGCAGCAACAACAGAGAAUUAUAGAAGAGCAAGAUGCUGGUCUUGAUGCACUCUCCUCAAUCUUAUCUCGCCAAAAACAGAUGGGACGAGAAAUUGGAAAUGAAUUAGAGGAACAGAACG